Messenger RNA from Oncorhynchus kisutch (coho salmon), 2489 nucleotides. It is a transcript of the gene il6, whose product is annotated as interleukin 6 (interferon, beta 2). Gene Ontology annotation, biological process: cell differentiation; immune response. Gene Ontology annotation, molecular function: interleukin-6 receptor binding; cytokine activity. Gene Ontology annotation, cellular component: extracellular region. The record is from RefSeq and is a predicted model, not a curated record. NCBI's taxonomy places the organism in Eukaryota, Metazoa, Chordata, Actinopteri, Salmoniformes, Salmonidae.
UUUUCUGGGAAUUUUCUUAGUGAAGUGAAACUGCCCCAUGAUGCUCUCACUACUAGUCUUGUUGCGCCCUGAUGACAGCACAAAAUAGCCCUAUUAGAUUAUGAAUAAUUUGUGGGGCUGGGGUGCAGCCCCAUAUUACAAGACAACGGACACACCUUUAUUCCUCUCUCCUCACCUCUCCUCUCUUUGUCUUGUCUCUUCCCUAUCCUCACAUCUCUUCUACCUCUCAUUGAGUUGCAUAAAUAUACAGAAUACAAGAAUGAACGGUUUGAUUAAACACAUGCAUUGAGAGAACUACCCCAACCCUGCAUUCUAGAUUAUUAGGCUUGAUACCUGUCUGAGUGUUCCAUGAUGCAGAGUAGAGACCUGGUGACAUGUGUAACGUUACAGGUUAUAUGAUGACAGAGUAAUAUCUCUCCAUUAGAGACUUCCUGUAGUAAUAUUUUUGUAAGUUCUGUCCCAAAUGGCACCCUAUUCCCUUGUGCACUACUUUUGACCAGAGCCCUAGAUAGUGCACUACUUUUGACCAAAGUCCUAGCCCUGGUCAAAACUAGUGCACUAUGUAGGAGUAGAGUGUCAUUAGGGACUAAGACAAUAUCUCUGACUGAUAAUGAUGGAGUGAUGAUAUAAAAGGAGAGGGGAGGGGUGAGGGGAAGGAGAUGAGGAAACACUUGCAAUGUGUAAGAAUAUAAAUGCUUGCGCAUGUAGCAUCAGUCAGACAAACAAGUAGCCUACCAACUUCAGCAUCACUCAAGAGUCACUGGACACAGCACCGACAAAACAAUUAACUGGGACAUGACUUCUACACACUACCUCUCACUCCUCUCGGUGCUCGUGGUGAUGGUAGUUAACGGGAGUCCAGUGCCCAGCGCGCCUGGUUGGACCUCUGGAGAGGAGCUCGGGGUCGAAUCGUUCUCCGGUGAACCGGGCGCGCCGCCGAUAUGGGAGAACGUGAUCAAGGUGAUCAAGCUGCUCGUUCAGGAAGUGAUCAACUUCCGAGACCAACAGUUUGUGGAGGAGUUUCAGAAGCCAGUGGAAGAGAUGUCAUCAUUCAUACAGUACCAGGUCCCUUCCAUCCCCACACACCUCUCCAAGACCCCCUGCUCCACCUCAAACUACAACAAGGAGGCAUGUCUGCAGAAGAUCAGUCAUGGUCUGCAGGUGUACCAUGUUCUUCUCCAGCACGUUAAGGCUGAAUACCCACAAUCCACCCUGCUCCCCUCUGUCAUGCACCAGACUACUGUCUUGAUAGGCCUGUUCAAAGACAAGAUGAAGGCUGCUGAGGUAGUAGAGGACCUGUCUGCCAGUGAGAGGGAGCGUGUUCUGGGUGAGGUGUCUACAGGGAUAGAGUGGGAGAGGAAGACCAGCGUUCACGCCAUCCUUAGGGAACUACGUCACUUCCUGGUCGACACCAAGACAGCCCCGCGCAUGGAGAAGAGGGGCAAAGGCUGCCAGUAACCAUGACAUCACUAUGGUGGGCGGAGGUGUGUUAGAUCAGGCUUGGAGUAAAAACCUGCACUGAUGUCUUAUUCUCUGAAUCAGCUGUUUAUUUUUAUUUAUUGAAUGUAAUACUUGACUGAACUUCAAAACACAGUUAUUUAUAUAUUUAUUCAUGUAUUUAUGGUUGAGAUGAAAAAUGUAUUGAAUUUAUUUAAUCUGAUUAAUUUAUUUGAUCUCGAGCAGCUUUGUGUCUCUUGUACCCAACUUUCGAGAAACUUGUUAUAAAAAUACAUAUUUAUAUAUUUUUUAUAGCAAAUAGUGUUAUUUAUUUUCACACAAAUGGACUCAAUGUAUUUUUCUAAUUAUGACAUGUUGAUGGAUUUCAAGCACAGACUUAAAUUUAUCUCUAAAUGCCUUUACAGUACAUUAGUGACUACAUUGAUUGUGACUACUACUAGUUUGAUCGUUGUAGCCUUCAAUUGUCCAAUUAACAACCAACCAUAUUAGCAAACUUAUUUAAUUUCAAACUUGACAUUUCUCUAGUAUAGGCUACUUAUCGCAAUGAACGAUAUCAGCAAAAUGCCUGCGAUAAGUGAUCAGUAUGGUCGGUGUCGAUAAUUGUCAGUUCAUCGUCCCAGCUCUAACUGUGACAAAUGUUUUGGAUAUAAAAAGGAAUCAUAAAUGGUAUCUGAGAGAAGAGAGAAAUGUGUUGCUCAUAUGUUGUUCACCAAACAUUGUUUCAACAAGAUGGUUAUUUUCACAACAUGUGGUCAUCACAAAAACAAAAAAAAAUCCACUUGUCGGAAGGUGUCAUUCUGUCAGCAAGACGCAUACAUUAAUUCAGGCGACAAGAAUGUGUUGACUCAAUGACAAUCGCCAAAUGUCACUACACUUUUUGGUAUUUUUUAUCAGAUGCUUUUUUCCAUUAAUCAAACGGCACGAGUGCAUGGAAUUAUUUGAGUGGACGAACAUUUGUUUGACAGUAGCUAGGUUUCCAUCCAACUGGAGAGAUUUCGUUUUCUCACCAGUGGUGUUUUUCACUUAAGUUC